GAAGAUGCUGUGGGUGGACAAGUACAGACCCAAAACCCUAGACCAGGCAAUGGUCCACCAAGACAUCGCACAAAACCUCAAGAAACUUGUCUCAGAGCAGGACUGCCCCCAUUUGCUCUUUUAUGGCCCUUCUGGUUCCGGCAAGAAAACCCUAAUCAUCGCCCUUCUUCGUCAGAUUUUCGGACCCAGCGCCGAUAAGGUGAAGGUGGAAAACAGGGCAUGGAAAGUUGAUGCUGGAAGUAGAACCAUUGAUAUAGAGCUGACUACAUUAUCGAGCACCAACCAUAUUGAACUGAACCCCAGUGAUGCAGGGUUUCAGGACAGAUAUAUUGUUCAAGAGAUAAUUAAAGAAAUGGCUAAAAAUAGACCCAUUGACACAAAAGGGAAAAAAGGAUAUAAAGUCUUAGUGUUGAAUGAAGUUGACAAACUUUCAAGAGAAGCGCAACAUUCUCUUCGAAGAACUAUGGAGAAAUAUAGUGCCUAUUGCAGGCUAAUACUAUGCUCUAACAGCUCUUCAAAGGUUACUGAAGCAAUCCGGUCUCGGUGUCUUAAUGUGCGAAUAAAUGCCCCAACAGAAGAACAGAUUAUGAAAGUAUUGGAGUUCAUUGGAAAGAAAGAAGGGCUGCAGCUUCCUUCUGGAUUUGCUGCUCGUAUAGCUGAAAAAUCAAAUAGGUGCUUAAGGAGAGCUAUAUUGUCAUUAGAAACUUGCCGUGUUCAACAGUAUCCCUUUACAAGUAACCAGGCAAUACCCCCAAUGGAUUGGGAGGAGUAUGUUUCUGAAAUUGCAUCUGAUGUAAUGAAGGAGCAGAGCCCAAAAAGGUUUGGUUUUUCUGCACUUUACAAUAUUGGCGUUUAUUGCAAUAUUUUUGUCGUAGUUGGUUCGAAAUUGUCGUUUUGUAGUUAAUGAUCAAAUCCAACU
Prunus dulcis (almond) is the source of this 919-nucleotide messenger RNA. Its product is annotated as replication factor C subunit 3-like. The coding region runs from base 5 to 904 and encodes 299 amino acids. The record is from RefSeq and is a predicted model, not a curated record. The transcript has 7 exons. Gene Ontology annotation, cellular component: DNA replication factor C complex; nucleus. Lineage: Eukaryota; Viridiplantae; Streptophyta; Magnoliopsida; Rosales; Rosaceae. Gene Ontology annotation, biological process: DNA-templated DNA replication; DNA repair. Gene Ontology annotation, molecular function: DNA clamp loader activity; ATP hydrolysis activity.